GCGCUGCUCCCGGUCAUAUGACGAAGGGCUCGUCCGGAGCGAACAGAGCUCAGGUGGAAGUCGGUCCGCCUGUUCACGGUCUGUAGGUUACCAUGUCUGUGGUGAAGCUGGAGGAGUGUCGAGAGCGGAUUCGUAGAGAACUGGACAAAGCAGUGGACUUCUGGCUCAAAUACUCUCAUGACAAGAUACACGGAGGCUUCUUCACGUGUAUCGGGAAGGAUGGGACGGUUUAUGAUGAGCUGAAGUACGUCUGGCUGCAGGGCAGACAGGUGUGGAUGUAUUGCCGCCUGUACCGAACCAUGGAGCGCUUCCGCAAGCCUGAAAUCCUGGAAGCAGCAAAAGCUGGAGGAGCAUUCCUGAGAAAGUUUGCUCGUGUCCCCGGCAGCAGCAGUGGCCAGUGGAAGUGCGCCUUCUGCUUAACAAGAGAUGGUAAAGCAAUCAAAAUUCAGAGGACUGUAUUCAGUGAGUGUUUCUACAUCAUGGCCAUGGAUGAACUGAGCAGGGUAACUGGUGACAAGGACAUGCAGCUGGAGGCUGAGCAGAUGAUGGAGCAGUUGAUCUACUGGGUUCGUGUGGACUCAUCAGGCCUGGGCCGACCACAGCUUCCCGGGGACGUUCCCACCAACAGCAUGGCGGUCCCCAUGAUGCUGCUGUGUCUGGUGCAACAGCUAACUGAUGGCCGUGGUCAGGAUGUAGCUCAGAAGUACGGAGAGCUGGCCAGCUGGUGUGUACAGCAGAUUCUACAACACAUCCAGAGAGACGGCACAGCUAUCCUGGAGAACGUGUCACUGGAGGGGGCGGAGCUGCCUGGUUGCCAGGGCAGACUGCAGAACCCAGGCCAUGCCCUGGAAGCGGGCUGGUUCCUGCUUCAGGUCAGCGCAGAGCGGGGGGACGAGGAGCUCCAGAAGACCGCCAUCAACAAGUUUUUGGAGCUACCUUAUCAGUACGGCUGGGACAAAGAGCACGGCGGCCUCUUCUACUUCCUGGAUGUGGAUGGUCACUGCCCCACACAGUUGGAGUGGAAUAUGAAGCUGUGGUGGCCCCACUGUGAGGCUCUCAUCGCCUUCCUGAUGGGCUACACUCAAACCAAGAAGCCAGAGCUGCUGGAGAGAUUCUUUGAAGUUUACGAGUACACCUUGAACCACUUUCCUGAUGCUAAGAGUGGCGAGUGGUUUGGCUAUUUGACACAAGAAGGGAAAGUGGCCCUGGAUUUUAAGGGAGGCCCCUUUAAAGGGUUCUUCCAUGUGCCUCGCUGCCUGUACAUGUGCGAGCGUAUGCUGGAUGACCUUCUGGCGAACAAGGACUGAGCGUUCUGAAAUGACGGGAUUGAAUCUGAUUUGCGUUUGCUAUAUUAAACCACAAUAAUCAAGAAAACUGAAAAACAUGUCAAAUAAUGUAAGAUACGUUUCUUUGUCACACUACACCCGUCUGACUCCUUGUUUUAAGUGACUGAGAAGAAAUCCCACCAUUGAGUAUGUCGUUUUAACAUUCCCCCCUACCUAAUUUUAUGAGCUGCUGAGUGACUGAAGUGUCCAACUCAUGGGAGAUGACGAUCCAGGAUAGCUCAUACCUCUUCUGUGGACGGUGAGGAGAAACCCGCGCAGACACAGGGAGAGAUAACAAACUCCUCACACAAGAACUGGAUGGAGUUCAGGACCUUUCUCGCUGUAAACCACUGAGCCAAAGCUCCUCCCUCAUCAUAGAUACUAAAACAUUUACACCAAAUCAUUUAUAGGGAACUGUGCCUUCUACAUUCACACUAACCUUCUGAGCCAGCUUUCAAUACUUUAAUAAGAGGCAUAUAUCUUUAUAUCCUAUUAAUUUCAGUUCAUAAACUUAUUGUAGCAACUGUGCUACAACGCAUGCCCAUGGCUAAUCCAACAUACCAUAAUGUAUGUUAGUGACUGAUUUAAGCUACAGUAGUUUAGUGCUAGUUACAUGCUUCUAAUCUGUUCAAAAGUAAUAUAAAGCAUUGUUUAUUGAAACAUAGUAAUUUGACAUAAUAAAUGUCGUCAAUGCAAAUCAUUUUUUCAACUAUCUCAUUUGUAAUGAUAGUUAAUCAUGUGUCAUGUUUCAGAUAUGAUGGGUUGAUUGAUGGACAAUUUGUGAAGGUAGCGUUCUAGAAUUUGUAAAGAAACUAUCGACAAUAAAAUAUAUAGUA
Molecule: messenger RNA, 2161 nt
Organism: Anoplopoma fimbria (sablefish)
Lineage: Eukaryota; Metazoa; Chordata; Actinopteri; Perciformes; Anoplopomatidae
Gene: renbp
Product: renin binding protein
Exons: 11
Coding region: 93-1307 (404 amino acids)
Biological process (GO): N-acetylmannosamine metabolic process; carbohydrate metabolic process; N-acetylglucosamine metabolic process
Molecular function (GO): peptidase inhibitor activity; N-acylglucosamine 2-epimerase activity
Source: RefSeq, a predicted model, not a curated record